AUGGCCGCGCUUACUCGUAAUCCGCAGUUCCAGAAGCUGCAGCAGUGGCACCAAGAGCACGGCUCCGAGCUCAGCCUGCGCCACCUCUUCGACUCGGACAAGGAGGGAGGUGUUCCGGAGGGUCCCGGGGCGGGCUCGGAUACCUGCCCUUCUAGGGGACCCCAGGUCACCAGCGGGGGCCCGCGCACACACCGCGAAGCCGCAGAUGCCUCCCGCCCCGCUGGAAGCAGCAGCAGGACUGCAGCUCUUUGUUGCUCGCCCACCGGAAACGCCCGGCAGGCGAGCGGGGCGGCGGCAGAGGACGGCGAUGGCGGCCUGGAGAGGUUCUGCAGCCCGGGCAAGGGACGGGGGCUGCGGGCCCUCCGGCCCUUCCACGUGGGGGACUUGCUCUUCUCCUGUCCGGCCUACGCCUACGUGCUCACGGUUAACGAGCGGGGCAACCACUGCGAGUACUGCUUCUCCAGGAAAGAAGGAUUGUCCAAGUGUGGAAGAUGCAAGCAGGCAUUUUACUGCAAUGUGGAGUGUCAGAAAGAAGAUUGGUCCAUGCACAAGUUGGAGUGCUCCCCCAUGGUUGUUUUCGGGGAAAACUGGAAUCCCUCAGAGACUGUCAGGCUAACAGCAAGGAUUCUGGCCAAACAGAAAAUCCACCCCCCAGAGAGGACACCAUCAGAGAAAUUGUUAGCUGUGAAGGAGUUUGAAUCACAUCUGGAUAAGCUAGACAAUGAGAAGAAAGACUUGAUCCAGAGUGACAUUGCUGCUCUCCGUCACUUUUAUUCUAAGCACCUGGAGUUCCCUGGCACUGAGAGCCUGGAAGUCCUCUUUGCACAGGUUAACUGUAACGGCUUCACAAUUGAGGAUGAAGAACUUUCUCAUUUGGGUUCAGCAAUAUUUCCUGAUGUUGCACUGAUGAAUCAUAGCUGUUGCCCCAACGUGAUAGUAACUUACAAGGGGACGCUGGCAGAAGUAAGAGCUGUACAGGAAAUCAACCCGGGAGAUGAGGUAUUUACCAGCUACAUUGACCUCCUGUAUCCAACCGAGGACAGGAACGACCGGCUCAGAGAUUCUUACUUCUUUACCUGUGAGUGUCAGGAGUGCACCACCAAACACAAGGAUGAGGCCAAGGUGGAAAUCCGGAAGCUCACAGAUCCCCCAAAGGCAGAAGCCGUCCGUGACAUGGUCAGAUACGCACGCAAUGUCAUUGAGGAAUUCCGGAGAGCCAAGCACUACAAAUCCCCUAGUGAGCUGCUGGAGAUCUGCGAGCUCAGCCAGGAGAAGAUGAGUUCUGUGUUCGAAGACAGUAACGUGUAUAUGCUGCACAUGAUGUACCAGGCCAUGGGUGUCUGCUUGUACAUGCAGGACUGGGAAGGAGCCCUGCGCUAUGGACAGAAAAUUAUUAAGCCCUACAGUAAACAUUAUCCUUUGUACUCCCUCAAUGUGGCCUCCAUGUGGUUGAAGCUUGGCAGGCUGUACAUGGGCUUGGAAAACAAAGCUGCAGGCGAGAAAGCUUUGAAGAAGGCCAUUGCCAUCAUGGAAGUGGCUCACGGCAAAGAUCACCCAUACAUAUCUGAGAUCAAACAGGAAAUUGAAAGCCACUGAAACUAUGCAGCAUCUUAGUUUUUAUUUUAAUACACGUGCAGAACCUUAAUAUUUUUGAAUAUUUAAAAUCCCAACCCUGCAACCCAGCAGUUCUGCUGAACAAAAAAUUGGAAUGAAAAUACUAUCUGCACGUAAACCUUGCCCAUUGCUUCCUUGGAGGUUGGUCUUAAUCUUUAACCUUAAUAUAAAAUUUAAUUUUUGAAUGCUUUUUUUUCUCUUUCCCUAAGAGAUAUGGCAUGGUUUCAUAUAAUUUAAUAUACUUUGGAGAAGUCAAGUUUUUAAAAUGCAAUUAUU
This is a messenger RNA of Elephantulus edwardii (Cape elephant shrew), 1890 nucleotides long. It is a transcript of the gene SMYD2, whose product is annotated as SET and MYND domain containing 2. The coding region runs from base 1 to 1596 and encodes 531 amino acids. Gene Ontology annotation, cellular component: nucleus. The transcript has 14 exons. Gene Ontology annotation, molecular function: protein binding; protein-lysine N-methyltransferase activity; histone methyltransferase activity. NCBI's taxonomy places the organism in Eukaryota, Metazoa, Chordata, Mammalia, Macroscelidea, Macroscelididae. The record is from RefSeq and is a predicted model, not a curated record.